This is a messenger RNA of Opisthocomus hoazin, 561 nucleotides long. RefSeq names its product ankyrin repeat domain 66 (gene ANKRD66). Gene Ontology annotation, molecular function: protein binding. NCBI's taxonomy places the organism in Eukaryota, Metazoa, Chordata, Aves, Opisthocomiformes, Opisthocomidae. The record is from RefSeq and is a predicted model, not a curated record.
GAAGUGUGCAGCAUGACAGAGCUCCACGAAGCCGUGGCUUUGGGGGACUACGACCUGGUGGAUGAGAUUUUGAGGACAGGGCGCUGCGACCCAAAUCACAAGGAUGCCGACUGGCACGACAGGACCCCGCUGCACUGGGCUGCUGCAAAGGGGCAAUCGGAGCUGGUCAAGCUCCUUGUGGGUCACGGUGCCCGGCAUUGCCUGCGGAGCGACGUGGGCUGGACUCCGGCUCACUUCGCUGCCGAGUCGGGGAGGCUGGGGGUGCUCCGCACCCUGCAUUCCCUGCACGCUGCCAUGGACGCGGCCGACCUCUUCGGUGACACUCCCAAGAGGCUCGCGGAGAUCUACGGUCACCAAGACUGCACCAAGUUCUUAGAAAAAGCAGAGGUGGAGAGCAGAAACUAUCGCAGGACAGCCGCAAUGAAAGGAAUCCCCUUAGACCAGAGAGAUGAAGACUGGGAACUCAAGAAAGAAUUGCUUGAGAGAAAUCCACCGUAUUCUCGGGAGAACUACACAUCCUCUGCUCAGAAGAAAAAUAAAAAAAAAAGGAGGAAGCAGUAG